AUGUUUACUUUGUCAAAGUAUGUGGAGGAAAUUGUUCUUUCAAACAAUAACGGGAAGUGUGUCACUGCCUUUUUGAUGAAGAAUAUAUUCUCCAGGUUUGGAUCACUUGGGGCUAUCAUUAGUGAUGGAGGUUCACACUUUUGUAAUAGUCUAUUCAAGACCUUUCUUGAGAUAUAUGGGGUAAAACAAAAAGUGGAAACACCUUACCAUUCUUAUAGAAGGGGGCAAGCUGAGGUCUCCAAUCAUAAGAUCAAGUCCAUUUUGGCAAAGACUGUGAAUGUCAAUAGGAUGGAAUGGGAUAAAAAGCUAGAUGAUGCAUUAUGGGCUUAUCAAAUAGCAUUUAAGACACCUAUUGGUGCUUUUCUAUAUCAGAUUGUGUUUGGUAAAAUAUGCCACUUGCCUAUCAAACUUAAGCACAAGCCAUUAUGGACAUUAAAGAGGUUGAAUCCAGAAUGGAGUGAUGUUGCUAAAUUGAGACAUGAGUAG
Messenger RNA from Capsicum annuum, 486 nucleotides. RefSeq lists its product as uncharacterized. Lineage: Eukaryota; Viridiplantae; Streptophyta; Magnoliopsida; Solanales; Solanaceae. Gene Ontology annotation, biological process: DNA integration. The record is from RefSeq and is a predicted model, not a curated record. The transcript has a single exon. Bases 1 to 486 code for a protein of 161 amino acids. Gene Ontology annotation, molecular function: nucleic acid binding.